Fusarium keratoplasticum is the source of this 3510-nucleotide messenger RNA. Its product is annotated as Alpha-aminoadipate reductase. The transcript is spliced from 8 exons. Gene Ontology annotation, biological process: L-lysine biosynthetic process. The coding region runs from base 1 to 3510 and encodes 1169 amino acids. Lineage: Eukaryota; Fungi; Ascomycota; Sordariomycetes; Hypocreales; Nectriaceae. Gene Ontology annotation, molecular function: L-aminoadipate-semialdehyde dehydrogenase [NAD(P)+] activity. The record is from RefSeq and is a predicted model, not a curated record.
AUGGCUGAGCUGCCCGAUCCCACCAUCGACCUCGACUGGAGCGGCUAUGUCGGUGCAAUCCACGAGAUCUUUCACAAGAACGCCCUGGCCCACCCCGACAGGCCUUGUGUGACCGAGACUGAGAGUUCAACGUCGCCAACCAGGACAUUCACCUACCGGCAGAUCGACGAGGCGUCCACCACCAUUGCCAACUACCUACACGAUGCUGGCAUCACCAAUGGAGAUGUUGUCAUGAUAUUUGCCCACCGCUCCGUCGAGCUGGUCUGCGCCUUUAUGGGAACUCUGGCUUCUGGAGCCACAGUAACAGUUCUUGACCCCCUCUACCCGCCGCAAAGGCAGCAAAUCUAUCUGGAAGUCUCCCAGCCCAAGGCCCUGAUUUCCAUCGGCAAGACCACUGACGAGAAUGGUCCCCUUGCUCCCUUGGUACAGAAGUUUAUUGACGAGGACCUGGGCAUCAAAGUACGGAUUCCAGAUCUCCGCCUCAGCGAUGCUGGCCUGCUGUCUGGUGGCGACAAGGAGGGCGUGGAUAUCUUUGACAGCUUGCGAAGCAAGGCUUCGUCACCUCCCGAUGUUAUUGUUGGUCCAGACUCAUAUCCUACGCUUUCCUUCACCUCGGGAAGUGAGGGACGACCAAAGGGGGUGCUGGGUCGUCAUUACGGUCUGACCAGAUACUUCCCCUGGAUGGCCAAGCGUUUCAACCUCUCAUCCGAGAGCCUCUUCGCUUGUCUCUCCGGUAUCGCCCAUGACCCCAUUCAACGAGACAUCAUGACACCCCUGUUCCUCGGCGCUCAGUUGCUCAUCCCGGCCAAGGAGGACAUCCAGCAUGAGAAACUGAGCGAAUGGAUGAGACGUUGGUCACCGACUACGACUCACCUCACUCCUGCGAUGGGUCAGAUCCUUGUCGGUGGUGCAACCGCCAAAUUCCCCGCCCUGAAGCAGGUCUUCUUCGUCGGCGAUGUCCUCACUACACGCGACUGCAAGGCACUUCGCCAACUGGGUCCUUCAUGCUCCAUCAUCAACAUGUUAGGCACUACCGAGACAAGCCGCGCGGUGUCGUAUUUCGAGAUUCCUUCCGCCACAGAAGACCCGGAAGCCCUCGACUCGCUUGGUGAUACCAUCCCUGCAGGUUGGGGGAUGCAAGAUGUUCAAAUCCUCGUCAUUUCUCGGGAAGACAACACCAAGAUUUGCCCCGUUGGCGAACUGGGCGAGAUAUAUUUCAGAGCGGCUGGUUUGGCUGAGGGUUACCUCGGCGAUCCCCAGAAGACGGCUGAGAAGUUCGUCGACAACUGGCUGGUUGACAAUGCCAAGUGGGUGGAAGCUGACAAGGCUAACGACAAGGGCGAGCCAUGGCGCCGCUACUACAAGGGACCCCGUGAUAGGCUAUACCGAACAGGAGACCUUGGCCAGUAUCUCCCUUCGGGAGCUGUCCGUGUCUCUGGUCGUAUCGACUCUCAGGUUAAGAUUCGCGGUUUCCGGAUCGAGCUCAACGAAAUCGAUGCCAACCUGGGCGGCAGCCCCUUGGUCCGAGACGUCAAAACUCUCGUGCGAAGAGAUCGCAACGAGGAACCCACGCUUGUGAGCUAUGUAGUUCCCGAGAUCUCCGAGUGGAAGCGCUGGCUGGAGGCCCAGAACCACGAGGAUAUCGAAGACGAGGGUGUGGAGAUGGGGCCUACCGUGGUCUACCUCAAGAGGUUCCGUCGUAUGCAAGCCGAGGUGCGAGACCAUCUCAAGUCUCGUCUACCCGCCCACUCAGUGCCCUCCAUCUACAUCAUGCUGCAGAAGCUUCCCCUUAACCCGAACGGCAAGGUAGACUUCCCGAACCUACCCUUCCCCGAUGCUGCCGCGAGAACAGAGGACGCCUCGGAAGAGGAUCUGAAGAGCUGGGAGGCCCUAUCUGAGACGGAGAAGACCCUUGCCACGCAGUGGUCAACACUAAUCCCUGGCCUCAACGCCAAGACUAUCAGGCCUGAAUCAAACUUCUUCGACUGUGGUGGACACAGUCUCCUGGCUCAGCAGCUCCUCCUCAACAUUCGCAAGAGUUUGGGUGCUGACAUCACCAUCGGCGUCCUCUACGCGAACCCCAGCCUCAGAGGUCUGGGAUCCCAGGUGGACCGUCUACGCAGUGGUCAGGCUGCUACAGUUGACAAGGCUGUCGACACCGUCUACUCCGAGUCGUUUGACGAGCUGAUCAACACGCUCGACGAUAAGUACCAGAGCGCGGAUCCGGAUGCUCUAAGCCCAUCGAGUGGCGCCACAUUCUUCCUCACUGGUGCUACAGGUUUCUUGGGCGCCUACCUUGUCAAGGAGAUCCUGGGCAGAGAGAACACCAAGCUCAUCGCGCACAUUCGUGGAGCCAAGGGACUUGACUUUGCCAAGGAUCGUCUGACGAGGUCACUCAAGGGCUAUGGUUUGUGGCAGGACUCGUGGGCCGAGAGGAUUGAGUGCGUCCUUGGUGACCUUUCAAAGCCUCGUCUUGGGCUUGACGAUGCCAGCUGGAAGCAUGUCACCGAGACAGCGGAUGCCGUGGUCCAUAACGCGGCAUAUGUUCAUUGGAUUGCUCGAUACGAGCAGAUGAUGCGCCCCAACGUCCUGUCUACUAUUGACGCGAUGAAGCUUUGUAACGAGGGAAAGCCCAAGCUAUUCUCUUUCGUGUCGUCGACUUCGACCUUGGACACUGAUCACUACGUCAAGCUGUCUCACGAGCAAACCGCGACUGGACGCGGAGCGGUGCUUGAAGCCGACGACAUGCAGGGCAGCCGCGUUGGCCUUGGUACUGGUUAUGGCCAAACCAAAUGGGUGUCUGAGCAGCUCGUCCGGGAAGCUGGCAAGCGUGGGCUCCGGGGUGCUGUUGUCCGUCCCGGAUACAUUCUCGGCAGCCGUGAAAACGGCGUCUCAAACACCGAUGAUUUCCUGAUCAGACUCUGCAAGGGUUGUGUCCAAUUGGGCGCAAGACCGUUGAUCAUCAACUCGGUGAACGCUGUUCCCGUGGACCACGUUGCCAGAGUUGUAAUUGCCUCGGCCCUUAACCCCCUACCCGGCGUCAACGUGGUCCACGUCACGGCUCACCCAAGACUUCGUAUGAACGAGUUCCUCUCGGCAUUGGAGUACUAUGGCUACAAGGUCCCUGAGGUGGACUAUGAGGAGUGGAAGACGCAGCUGGAGGAGUUUGUGUCUGCCGGUUCCACCGAGAAGGAUCAGGAGCAGAGCGCCCUCAUGCCGCUAUUCCACAUGGCAACCUCGAACCUGCCGUCGACUACCCGCGCCCCUGAGCUUGAUGACAGAAAUGCUGUAGCCGUGCUCAAGGCCGAUGCCGACCGCUGGACUGGCGUCGAUGAUAGUGCGGGCGAGGGUAUCACCCGUGAGGACAUUGGAAGGUAUCUGCGCUUCCUAGCCGAGAUCAAGUUUAUGCCUUUGCCAACCGGAAGGGGACGCGAGCUGCCUCCCAUCGCGGCCGACAUUGCGCAGGCUCAGGCACAAUGGGGAGUUGGAGGUCGCGGUGGCGCGGCUUAG